UCUGCCGUUCUUCGUUUCAUCUCUUUAUUUAGUAUUUCCUCGCUAACUAAUUAAAACGUUGACUAGCAGAUGGCGGAGAGGCAGCUGAUCGUGGCCGUGGAGGGCACCGCCGCCAUGUCUCCCUACUGGCAAUCCAUCCUCUCUGAUUACCUUGAAAAGAUUAUCAGGUCUUUCUGUAGUAACGAAUCGGCCGGGCAGAAGAAUUCUCCAUCAAAUGUUGAGCUUUCAUUGAUCACAUUAAACGCGCAUGGAUCAUACUGGGCUUUUCUAGUACAACGUAGUGGGUGGACAAAAGAUGUUGAUAUUUUCUUACAAUGGCUGUCAGCCUUAACUUUUUCUGGUGGUGGUUUUAAUGAUGCUGCAAUUGCUGAAGGCCUUUCUGAAGCAUUAAUGAUGUUUCCUAUUGUUGCAAAUGGAAAUCAAAGCCAUCAAAUUGUUGAUGGGAAAAGACAUUGCAUUCUUGUUGCUGCCAGUAAUCCUUAUCCUUUGCCUACACCAGUCUAUCGACCACAGACUCAAAACUUGGAGCAAAGAGAAAAUGCGGAAUCACAGAUAGAGAGUCGUCUGUCUGAUGCUGAGACAGUAGCUAAAUCAUUUCCUCAGUGUUCUGUUUCUCUAUCUGUGAUAUGUCCGAAGCAACUUUCAAAGCUAAAAGCAAUCUACAUGGCUGGAAAGAGAAACCCCAGUGCACCAGAUCCACCAUUCGGAAAUGUUAGAAACUCUCAGUUCCUUGUUCUCAUUUCAGAAAAUUUUAUGGAGGGUCGUGCUGCUUUAAGUCUCCCUGGAGUUCCAAGUUUGGCACCCAACCAGAGUCUUGUGAAAAUGGACAUGGCUCCUGCCACUUCGGUUGCGGAGAUGCCUCCAACUUCUGUUCCAUCAGGAGCUGUUAGAGGGACUACACAGGUUCCAGAAAACUCAAGUCUUAAUCCAUUUGCUUCUGCAACUUCUAAUGUCGCUGGAAGCUCAAACAUUGGAAUUUCUCAGCAAAUGGGUAAUGUUCAAGGAGCGGUGAGUAUGGGCCGGUCAGUACCCUGCAGCAUGAGCCAAGGAAACCUUGCAGGAGCACAAUUGGUACAAAUUGGUGUUGGCAUGAUCCAGAGCAUGAGUGGUCUUGGUCCAUCAAACUUUUCUUCUGGAACCAGUGCGACGAUUCCAACUCCAGGAAUGUCUCAACCGGUACAAUCUGGAAUGCAGACACAUGGAGUGAACAACAGUUCAUCUGCGAGUUCCAAAUAUAUUAAAGUGUGGGAGGGAAAUUUAUGUGGCCCAAGGCACGGAAUGCCAGUGUUCAUCACUAGAUUGGAAGUACGCUAUCAAACAUCUGAUGAUAAUUUUGCUUCAAAUAUACCACAUUUUCAUUUUUGUUCGUCAUCUUAUUUUCAUUUAUGUUUUUUUAUUAAUGGCUUGCAUCUCUUCAUUAACCACACAUCUGACAUCGGAGCUAUUUUAUUCUCAAAUUCUAAUUUGGUGUGUAAAGCUUUAGCUUUAAAUAUUUGUUUCUGGGUUAUCAUCGUGCACCAGCUUCUGUGAGGUAAGUAUAUGUUUAAUUUGUGUGGCUUGUGAAUUUUUUUUUGUUCGCAGAGGAAAUUAUAAUUGAUAAAAAUGCUUUCGU
Molecule: messenger RNA, 1612 nt
Organism: Hibiscus syriacus
Lineage: Eukaryota; Viridiplantae; Streptophyta; Magnoliopsida; Malvales; Malvaceae
Product: mediator of RNA polymerase II transcription subunit 25-like
Exons: 9
Coding region: 70-1530 (486 amino acids)
Biological process (GO): positive regulation of transcription by RNA polymerase II
Cellular component (GO): mediator complex; transcription regulator complex
Source: RefSeq, a predicted model, not a curated record